UUGACCGCAAUAUUACAUUUCAGACUUCUACUCUUGGUUAGACUUAGGCAUUGGAUAAAAGGUAACAAUGAGACUACUCUUCAUAGCUCUUAUCUUACCGGCGUUGGCAUUUGCCAUUCCAGAAAAGAGAUUCGUUUUGGACAAUAUAUUGAGUCUUGUCAAUCAGACAACAAUUAAACAGGACCUCCAGGCGAUGAUUGAUGUCGUUGGAAGUGAUCCUACCGAACAAGCCUGUGAACAAGCUGGUCACAAAUACCUGUCAGGACUUCUGGACCAUUCUGUACCGCUAUUAUGCCAUUCGUUCCAGGAGCUUGUCCAUCAUUUCAAUAUAGUACCGAAAGCUACUACUACGUCUGCCCAAGUAAAGCGAUUUGUUUUAGAUAAUAUACUGAGUCUUGUCAAUCAGACAACAAUUAAACAGGACCUCCAGGCGAUGAUUGAUGUCGUUGGAAGCGAUCCUACUGAACAAGCUUGUGAACAGGCUGGUCACAAAUACCUGUCAGGACUUCUCGACCAUUCUGUACCACUAUUAUGUCAUUCGUUCCAGGAGCUUGUCCAUCAUUUCAAUAUAGUACCGAAAGCUACUACUACGUCUGCCCAAGUGAAGCGAUUUGUUUUAGAUAAUAUACUGAGUCUUGUCAAUCAGACAACAAUUAAACAGGACCUCCAGGCGAUGAUUGAUGUCGUUGGAAGCGAUCCUACUGAACAAGCUUGUGAACAGGCUGGUCACAAAUACCUGUCAGGACUUCUGGACCAUUCUGUACCACUUUUAUGUCAUUCGUUCCAGGAGCUUGUCCAUCAUUUCAAUAUAGUACCGAAAGCUACUACUACGUCUGCCCAAGUGAAGCGAUUUGUUUUAGAUAAUAUACUGAGUCUUGUCAAUCAGACAACAAUUAAACAGGAUCUCCAGGCGAUGAUUGAUAUUAUUGGAAGUGAUCCUACCGAACAAGCCUGUGAACAAGCUGGCCACAAAUACCUGUCAGGACUUCUGGACCAUUCUGUACCACUAUUAUGCCAUUCGUUCCAAGAACUUAUUCACCAUUUCAAUAUAGUACCAAAUGUAACUCCUACGUCGUCCCAAGUAAAGAGAUUGAGUUGAAUGAAAUGCGAAACUUGCGUAGACCUAUGGUUCUGAAUUAUGGAAUUUUUGAAAUAAAUUUUGCAUGAAAACUA
Molecule: messenger RNA, 1173 nt
Organism: Mercenaria mercenaria
Lineage: Eukaryota; Metazoa; Mollusca; Bivalvia; Venerida; Veneridae
Exons: 11
Coding region: 68-1099 (343 amino acids)
Source: RefSeq, a predicted model, not a curated record